This is a messenger RNA of Gongylonema pulchrum, 468 nucleotides long. NCBI's taxonomy places the organism in Eukaryota, Metazoa, Nematoda, Chromadorea, Rhabditida, Gongylonematidae. The record is from the annotation of a GenBank genome assembly.
AUGCGUACAGUUGGCCGAAUACGUUACGAAACAGGCCAGAAAGCGCCAGUGAAAACUGACUCAUUUUAUAAACCUAUUGCAAGGCGGCCAUUUGAAUCGGCGCCGCUGGUCAUCCCAAAAGUUCUGCAAAAAGAACUUCCGUAUCGUUUGAAGCCUAAAGUUGCGCAAGAGUUGCGGAAAAAGGAGGAGAAAUUAGUCGAACAACAUACAGCAGUUAUACUGGAGCCGCACGAAAGCAAAAUACAUCAAUUUAUGGAAAUGGUGGACACGCUGUACGAAGAGAAACAGAAAAAAGAUAGGCAGGCGCUUGAGGAGCGUGUCAAAAAACAUCGCCUGGAGAUGGCUGAACUGGACGCACAAAAAGUACGCGGAAUUAAAAAAACGAAAAAGAAAAUUUGUCGUGCACUAUCCAAACGAGAACAAAUGAAAUUACGUAAAGCACUGGACUCUGUUACCAGCCAUUCUUAG